AUGGCUACCAGCCCGAAUCAAGCAUCAAGCACCGGCCAGCAGUUGUCAACGAGGGACGACGACAUCGACAACAACAACAACUACUACUACUACUACUACUACAACAACAAUAGGAGCAGCUGCUUCCGACCAGCACCUGGUCUCUGCCUGUUGCCUUGCACACGCUGUAUGGCAGAAUUUGGUCCUCGGCAGGAUGUGCUCAUGGUAUUGCCGACUUACAGCAGAACGGGCAGCCCAUGCCAAGCAUCUACGGAUAGAAAUAUCAGCACCGGCACAGAUGCCAAGCCAGAGAUGGCUAUGGAUGAGAUAGCAUCACAGGGUGCUGUAGACUGGCAGACAGACUAA
This is a messenger RNA of Colletotrichum tamarilloi, 345 nucleotides long. RefSeq lists its product as uncharacterized. The record is from RefSeq and is a predicted model, not a curated record. NCBI's taxonomy places the organism in Eukaryota, Fungi, Ascomycota, Sordariomycetes, Glomerellales, Glomerellaceae. The coding region runs from base 1 to 345 and encodes 114 amino acids. The transcript is spliced from 2 exons.